This is a messenger RNA of Arctia plantaginis, 996 nucleotides long. The record is from the annotation of a GenBank genome assembly. Lineage: Eukaryota; Metazoa; Arthropoda; Insecta; Lepidoptera; Erebidae.
GUGGGUACACUGGAUCAGUUGGUGGGGCUGUCUGAUGAUCUUGGUAAGCUUGACACCUUUGUCGAAGGUGUCACUAGGAAGGUCGCUCAGUACCUCGGCGAGGUACUGGAAGACCAGCGUGACAAACUCCAUGAGAACCUAAUGGCAAACAACAGCGAUCUGCCAUCUUACCUAACUCGUUUCCAAUGGGACAUGGCGAAAUACCCCAUCAAGCAAAGUCUGCGUAACAUCGCCGAUAUCAUUAGUAAACAGGUGGGGCAGAUCGACGCGGAUCUGAAAGUGAAAUCGUCCGCCUACAAUGCACUCAAGGGCAAUCUACAGAACUUGGAGAAGAAACAAACCGGCAGUUUAUUGACCCGCAACCUGGCGGACUUGGUGAAGAAGGAGCACUUCAUCCUUGACAGUGAAUAUCUCACCACACUCCUUGUCAUCGUACCUAAGUCAAUGUUCAACGACUGGAACGCUAAUUACGAGAAGAUUACCGACAUGAUCGUUCCUCGCUCUACGCAGCUCAUCUACCAAGACAAUGACUAUGGACUGUUCACCGUCACUCUCUUCAAGAAGGUGGCUGAUGAAUUCAAACACCACGCUCGUGAACGCAAGUUCGUAGUCCGUGAGUUCUCUUACAACGAGGCCGACCUCGCCGCCGGCAAGAACGAGAUCACCAAACUUGUCACUGACAAGAAGAAGCAGUUCGGUCCUUUGGUGCGAUGGUUGAAGGUGAACUUCUCGGAGUGCUUCUGCGCCUGGAUUCAUGUUAAAGCUCUCCGUGUAUUCGUUGAGUCGGUUCUAAGAUACGGGCUGCCGGUGAACUUCCAGGCGGUGGUGAUGGUGCCGGCGCGCAAGGGCGCCAAGCGCCUGCGCGACGUGCUGCAGGGGCUCUACGCGCACCUCGACCACUCCGCGCACCACCACGCCACCGCCGCGCAGGACAACGCAGAGAUGGCCGGCCUCGGUUUCGUGACACAAGCUACGUGCACCCCAUUAAUUAGGUAA